AUGGAAAUUAAAACGAAGAGGAGUUUUAUUGUAUUAAUAUGCAACGAAAAGUAUGAAUCGCCACUGACUGAAGUUACUAAGCGUGAAUUAUUACUUAAUCAAUUUCUAAUUCCUGUCAUAGAUUUAAAUAAGGAAGAAAAAUCAAGAUACCAACUUCGUAGAAGAAGAUUAUCGAACAAUCCAAACUUUGCUUUGAACUUGGAUAUGGGCUAUCAGAUCAACGAGGGUAAAGUUGUUGAUGAAACGCCAUCGCCUAGUUCUUACAAAUUUUCAACAAAAUCUAAAGAGAAUUUGAAUUCUGCUCUCCAAGAAUUUCGAAACAAACAGCAAUCGUUUGACAUACAGAUAGAAGACUGCGAAGAGGAAGAAAUAACAAUAUACAGUGAUGACGAAGCAGAGCCUGAAAAAGCGGGGCCAUCAUGCGCCUCUAACCGUCCCAUAACACCAACGCCCGUUCAGGAUUUCGGCACUAAUGUAGUUUAUACUGAAGGUCCGCAAGCCACAGAUUUCCUCAAGGUAAAAACAAUUGAACACGAAUGCUAUACAGAUGUGUCAGACGCUGACACUGAGGAAGAGGAAUAA
Parnassius mnemosyne (clouded apollo) is the source of this 582-nucleotide messenger RNA. Lineage: Eukaryota; Metazoa; Arthropoda; Insecta; Lepidoptera; Papilionidae. The record is from the annotation of a GenBank genome assembly.